Ilyonectria robusta is the source of this 633-nucleotide messenger RNA. RefSeq lists its product as uncharacterized. The record is from RefSeq and is a predicted model, not a curated record. The transcript has a single exon. Lineage: Eukaryota; Fungi; Ascomycota; Sordariomycetes; Hypocreales; Nectriaceae. Bases 1 to 633 code for a protein of 210 amino acids.
AUGCCAAAUCCAGAGUAUUUAAAUAAGCUCAGUCUUUUCCACGACCCCGAAGAACACGUUCUGAUCUGUUUUCAGGAUAAAUGCGGAUAUGCACUCUCUAUCGGGGCUUCGCAUGUAACGACGCACUUUCGAGACAAACAUAACGUCCCUCCCGAAACAAGAAAAGGGUUAAGUCGAUUUCUCAAGUUACUUCCACCGCCUGGUCUUCGAGACCCCGAACAGGCAGCUCCCCAUGCAGACGGAUCUUCCAAGCACAGUCUACUGCACGUCUACAAGGGAUUUGCCUAUUCCCACUGUCAGUUUCGAACAAUUAGCCUUCAAUCGAUGAGGCCGCACUUCUACUGUCUCUCAAACGACCGCUGCCCUAACUUAGGCGUUCUUCAUCGCCGCUGCGACAUCGAUAAACAAUUUGAGUAUGUUUUUCUGCAGACGUGGACAACUGGACCUAGUCGGAGAUAUUGGAUCAUCAAGCGUAAUGGGACCAUAGUCCGACCGGUUAAGAGCCGAGAAAUCCAAGACCACCUGCAAUCCGUACGUAAGCAGGAGCAGAGACUCGGCCAAGAUAAAAAGCUACCAGCCUUACAGACUGGGGUACAUCUCACGGAAUUAAUAUUUGCCGAGCAGCGGCCUUAG